Prorocentrum cordatum is the source of this 719-nucleotide messenger RNA. Lineage: Eukaryota; Dinophyceae; Prorocentrales; Prorocentraceae. The record is from the annotation of a GenBank genome assembly.
GUGCGACACUUACCUCGACCGACUGCUCGAGGAGGACGACCCCAAGAAUGAGGUAGAGGAUGAGUACAAGGCCAAGAAGAACAAGGUCUUCAUGUGGCAGGCGCGCCGCCUCUUCGCUCAGAAGCACCUGCGCGCGUACUCGACCAGGGAGACCAACACCACCAAAUUUGAUUUCAUGGACUACGUGCGCACUGUCAAGGGCAUAAAUGUUGUAGCGACCGUCGCGGACACUUCUGCCGCUGAGGCCCCGCCCGCUGAGGGCGCGAUAGCGGGCACCAUUCCAGAGGCACCGGCUAUCGCGGACGCCGCUCCAGCGGACGCCGCCCCAGCAGACGCCGCGGCGGCUCCGGCAGACGCCGCACCAGCCAGCGCUGCACCGGACGAUGCCACCAUGGAGCCGGCAGGCGGUGCCGGCGCGGCGGUUGCCGAGGCCCCCAGCGCGGCCUCCGCCGCAGACGCCCCGGCCGACGCUGCGCCCGCCGCAGCAGUGGAGAUCGAUGGUGAGGCUGGGCAGCAGACCAGCACAGCUGGCAAGCGCAGCGCUGACACGGCCGGCGUUGUCGCGGAGCCGGAGGCGAAGAAAGCCAAGACGUGAUCAGGCUACCAGGUGCCAGCUUGCGCGCUGCCAUAUGAGGCUUAGGAUCUGGUGCGCGGCUGCUGCGUGCAGGGCGCGUGUGAUCGAGUCAUGGCUCGCGACCAAAAGAGAGACGCUCGCACCA